AAGCACUAACGUUUUACGGGGUGAACGGGCACAUUAUAACUCGAAACGUUAAAUAUUUUUAUGAUUAUAAUAGUUUUGAACAUAUGCAUAUGUUUUAUUAUUAUGUAAAUACCUGUAACUUAAUUUUAAAUUAAGAAGUAUGGGCAAAAUGAGCUAUUUCUUCCUUUAAUAUAUCGUGGUGAAUCGUUCAUUUUCGUUGUUGUGACGGAGAUUCGCAGUAGGAUUGCUAGCAAGUGCAUACAUAAAUCGCUGUUCUGGUCAAGAAGGCCAAAUAGCGACAAGCGUCAUGUUGCGUUUGCCAUCCGUUAGCCGCGCUCUAGCAGGGGCAGCCAAGGGCAGCCUGGCCCCCUCCAACAAUGUGCGUACCUCAGCGAGAGCUGCCAGUAACAUGGUGGAGGUGUUUGUUGAUGGGAAACCAGUGGAGGUGCUGCCUGGAACCACCGUGCUGCAGGCCUGUGAGAAGAUGGGGGUGCAGAUUCCUCGAUUCUGCUACCACGAGCGCCUGUCCGUGGCUGGGAACUGCAGAAUGUGUCUGGUGGAGAUUGAGAAAGCCCCAAAGCUGGCGGCCGCGUGCGCCAUGCCAGUGAUGAAAGGCUGGAACAUCCUGACCAACUCAGAGAAGACCCGCAAGGCCAGAGAGGGAGUGAUGGAGUUCCUGCUGGCUAACCACCCUCUGGACUGCCCCAUCUGUGACCAGGGAGGAGAGUGUGACCUUCAGGACCAGUCCAUGCAGUUUGGUUCAGACCGCAGUCGUUUCUCUGAGGACAAGCGGGCUGUGGAGGAUAAGAACAUUGGACCACUCAUCAAAACAAUCAUGACCCGCUGCAUCCAGUGCACACGCUGCAUCCGUUUUGCCAGUGAGAUUGCAGGUGUAGAGGACCUGGGUACCACAGGCAGAGGGAACAACAUGCAGGUGGGGACGUACGUGGAGAAGAUGUUCAUGUCCGAGAUGUCAGGAAACGUCAUCGACAUCUGUCCCGUAGGAGCCCUCACCUCCAAACCAUACGCCUUCACCUCACGACCCUGGGAGACCAGGAAGACUGAGUCUAUAGAUGUGUUGGAUGCAGUAGGCAGUAACAUCAUUGUGAGUACGCGAGGUGGAGAGGUGAUGAGGGUUCUGCCCCGCCUGAACGAAGACAUCAACGAGGAGUGGAUCUCAGACAAGACCAGGUUUGCGUAUGACGGUCUGAAGCGCCAGAGGCUGACCCAGCCUAUGGUGAAGGACGCGUCAGGACAGCUGGUCCCCACAUCCUGGGAAGACGUACUCACACGCGUGGCCGGAGCAUUGCAGGGAGCCCAGGGCAGUGACGUGGCAGCCAUAGCUGGAGGCAUGGUGGAUGCAGAGGCUCUGGUGUCUCUGAAGGACCUGCUCAACAGACUGAACAGUGACAACCUCUGUACUGAGGAGGUCUUCCCUGAUGCUGGGGCUGGCUCUGACCUGCGUUCCAACUACCUGCUGAACUCUCGGAUCAGUGGCAUUGAGGAAGCUGACCUGCUGCUACUUAUAGGAACCAACCCUCGCUACGAGGCCCCACUCUUCAAUGCACGCGUCCGCAAGAGCUGGUUGCAUAAUGAGUUGAAGGUGUCUGUGGUGGGGAGCAGUGUGGAUCUGAGUUACACUUACGACCACCUGGGAGAGUCCACUCAGGUGCUGCAGGACAUCGCUAACGGAACACACCCCUUCUGCCAGGUGCUCGCGCAGGCCAAGCGGCCGGUAGUGGUGGUGGGCAGUGCCUCUCUUCAGAGGGAGGAUGGAGGAGCCAUCUUGAGCUCUGUGCAAACCAUCGCCCAGAAUGCCAGGGCCAGCAGCGGAGUGGAGGAGGGCUGGAAGGUCCUCAACGUGCUGCACAGGGUAGCCAGUCAGGUGGCAGCCCUGGACCUGGGCUACAAGGCGGGGGUGGAGUCUAUCCGUAAAGCCCCGCCCAAGGUUCUGUUCCUGCUAGGAGCUGACGGAGAAUGCAUCACCAGACAGGACCUGCCUAAAGACUGCAUGAUCAUCUACCAGGGUCACCAUGGAGACGUGGGUGCCACCAUGGCUGACGUCAUCCUGCCCGGCGCGGCGUACACGGAGAAGAACGGAACAUACGUCAACACAGAGGGGAGGAGUCAACAGACACGCGUGGCCGUCACCGCGCCCGGCAUGGCCAGGGAGGACUGGAAGAUCAUCAGAGCCAUCUCCGAGCUGGCGGGGCUGACUCUGCCCUAUGACUCUGUGGAUGAGGUGAGGGGUCGGCUGGCCGAGGUUUCUCCUAACCUGGUCCGCUACGACGACGUUGAGGAAGCCAACUACUUUAAACAGGCCAACCAACUCUCACAGGCUGUGAAUCAGACUCUUCUAGCAAAUCCUCUCGUCUCUCCUCAGCUGACAGCUAAAGACUUCUAUAUGACAGAUCCCAUUAGCAGAGCGUCUCAGACCAUGGCCAAGUGUGUGAAGGCCGUCACAGAGGGAGCUGACGCCGUCGAUGAACCAUCCAUCUGCUGAACUCAUACGCACACACUCAGACAGCCCAACGACGCACACACUCAGACAGCCCAACGACGCACACACUCAGACAGCCCAACGACGCACACACUCAGACAGCCCAACGACGCACACACUCAGACAGCCCAACGACGCACACACUCAGACAGCCCAACGACGCACACACUCAGACAGCCCAACGACGCACACACUCAGACAGCCCAACGACGCACACACUCAGACAGCCCAACGACGCACACACUCAGACAGCCCAACGACGCACACACGUCAGACAGCCCAUACGACGCACACACUCAGACAGCCCAUACGACGCACACACUCAGACAGCCCAUACGACGCACACAGUCAGACAGCCCAACAACGCACACACAGUCAGACAGCCCAUACCGCACACACAGUCAGACAGCCCAUACCGCACACAGUCAGACAGCCCAUACCGCACACAGUCAGACAGCCCAUACCGCACACAGUCAGACAGCCCAUACCGCACACAGUCAGACAGCCCAUACCGCACACAGUCAGACAGCCCAUACCGCACACACAGUCAGACAGCCCAUACCGCACACACAGUCAGACAGCCCAAAACGCACACACAGUCAGACAGCCCAAAACGCACACACACUCAGACAGCCCAAAACGCACACACACUCAGACAGCCCAAAACGCACACACACUCAGACAGCCCAAAACGCACACACACUCAGACAGCCCAAAACGCACACACACUCAGACAGCCCAAAACGCACACACACUCAGACAGCCCAAAACGCACACACACUCAGACAGCCCAAAACGCACACACACUCAGACAGCCCAAAACGCACACACAGUCAGACAGCCCAAAACGCACACACAGUCAGACAGCCCAAAACGCACACACAGUCAGACAGCCCAUACCGCACACAGUCAGACAGCCCAUAACGCACACAGUCAGACAGCCCAAACCGCACACAGUCAGACAGCCCAAACCGCACACAGUCAGACAGCCCAUACCGCACACACAGUCAGACAGCCCAAAACGCACACACAGUCAGACAGCCCAAAACGCACACACAGUCAGACAGCCCAAAACGCACACACACUCAGACAGCCCAAAACGCACACACACAGUGAUGGCGCUCUCCUUUAUUUAACUUGUUUUUUGCUGAUUGCUGUAAAGAUGUUCGAGGGAAGAGGCUUUAAAGAAAGCUGAAAAUGAAACUGUACUCUGAUUAUGAAUAAAAUCUUAUCCUGUA
Salmo salar (Atlantic salmon) is the source of this 3717-nucleotide messenger RNA. RefSeq names its product NADH-ubiquinone oxidoreductase 75 kDa subunit, mitochondrial. Gene Ontology annotation, biological process: ATP synthesis coupled electron transport. Gene Ontology annotation, cellular component: membrane. Gene Ontology annotation, molecular function: NADH dehydrogenase (ubiquinone) activity; iron-sulfur cluster binding. Lineage: Eukaryota; Metazoa; Chordata; Actinopteri; Salmoniformes; Salmonidae. The record is from RefSeq and is a predicted model, not a curated record.